AUGGGUAUUAACGCUUUACAAUUCGCUGUCAAUGACGUUCAAUCCGCUGCUGGUAGCUCCGGUGACUCUAUUGCUUCCGCCGCUGGUGGUUCUGGAAGCAGUAUUACCUCUGCUGUUGCUGCUGCUGGUGACAGUGCUAGCUCUGCUAUUGGUGGUGGUGCCGGCUCUGCUUUAGGUAGUGCUACUUCAGGUGCUGCAGGUGCUGCUCAAUCAGGUAUGGAAUCUGCCACUUCUGCUGCUGGUGGUGCUAUGGCCUCUGGAUCUUCUGGAUCUGGUGGCUCCAUGGCUUCUGGUGGUUCCAUGGCUUCUGGUGGCUCCAUGGCUUCUGGUGGUUCCAUGGCUUCUGGAUCUUCUGGAUCUGGUGGCUCCAUGGCUUCUGGAUCUUCUGGAUCUGGGGGUUCUAUGGCCUCUGGUUCUUCCGGCUCUGGAUCUGGUGGUUCUAUGGCCUCUGGUUCUUCCGGCUCUGGAUCUGGUGGUUCUAUGGCCUCUGGUUCUUCCGGCUCUGGAUCUGGUGGUUCUAUGUCCUCUAGUUCUUCCGGCUCUGGAUCUGGAUCUGGAUCUGGAUCUUCCUCGUCUUCAGAAUCAUCUGCUAAUUCUCAUGUUGACUUUGGAGCAUGGAAGAAGGCCGCUGCUGUUGCCGGUAUUGCUGGUUUCAGUUUCCUUUUCAAUGUCAUGUAA
Messenger RNA from Debaryomyces tyrocola, 678 nucleotides. The record is from the annotation of a GenBank genome assembly. NCBI's taxonomy places the organism in Eukaryota, Fungi, Ascomycota, Pichiomycetes, Serinales, Debaryomycetaceae.